Messenger RNA from Astrephomene gubernaculifera, 4757 nucleotides. NCBI's taxonomy places the organism in Eukaryota, Viridiplantae, Chlorophyta, Chlorophyceae, Chlamydomonadales, Astrephomenaceae. The record is from the annotation of a GenBank genome assembly.
GGCUUCCUCGAGCGGUUAAUGGCGGAAGGAUGAAACGUUGGCUGCCUCGGCAGGGCUCAUGGCGUUGGCUGACGACCUCAAAGCGAUAACAGCGCAAGCCUCCAGCGCCACAGCAGCCAUCGUUCAUGCCGCUUGUUCAGCCAGCAGUGCAGGUGCUGCUUCGCAGCAUGUCUGGCGGGCUAUGGACGCAUCAGCACGCGCCAUAUUGGCACGUGCAGCCGGUGCUGCAAGAGAUCUUCGGGCUGCUGCUGCUGCUGUUGAUGUGGAGGCCCGGAGGGUGCGCACACAGCGCAUUCCCGCAGCCCGCCGAGCCGCCGUACAGCACCUGACGGACACACUGCUUCCCGCCCUCACCGCUGCCGUACAAGACGCCGUGGCCGGCGGCCUGGCUGUGGUCAGCGUGUGCAAGGAGGAGCUGCUGAAGGACUUGGAGGCGCAGCUGGAGCAGCAGCUGGAGCGGGAGCUUCAGCAGCAGCUGCUCCUGGGGCAACAGCAGUCAUGGCAGCAGCGGGGGCAGCUGGAGGGGGUGGUGUCGGGGGGCCUUGGCGAUGGCAGCCGGGCAGCUGCAGGGGCUGCCUCUCUGAUGGGGCCUGCUCGCCUGGCUGCAGCGAAGAUAGGCAUUAUCUGCGUCAAGCUUUCAGACACGUUGAAGAGCCUCAAGAUCGCCAUUAAAUCAGCACUGCACCUGCACCUGCAGCCACAGCAAUCCUCCUCAUCCCAGCAGCUGCCCCAGCAGCAGCAAACGCAGCCGGCCGGCCCCAACCUCCAACAGCCGCUACAGCAGCAGCGCCCACCCCCACCGCACGCAAAGCUCCGUCAUCCACAGCAGCAACAACGGCCGCUCGCCCGGCUGCUGCGCCCACGGAUUAGGCAGCGGAGUCCCCAGGACGUGCGCCAGAGGCUCCAGCACCUGGCGCAGACCGUAGCGCUCCUGCGGGAGGCCUCCGCUGCUCCCGCUGCUGCUCCCACUGCUCUCACUGAUGGCGCUGCAUCCGCCUCUGCUGCCACGGUUCAUUGUGGCGGUCCCUACCGGCCGCGACUGUCGCCCCUACCUGAAGCAGACACACCUGUAGUCGACGAGGAGGAGGGCGAGGAUGAGGAUGAGGAGUACGGGGUGGGAUACCUCGAGGAGGAGGAGGGGGAGGUUGCGGGGCCCGUCGCUGCAGCCCUUACUGCUGCGGCACUUGAGCCCGCUGCUGCUGCUGCUGCUGCUGUUGACGGCAUGUACGCGCCAGGCACUGCCGUCACCGCUGUGUCUGCUGCCGCCGACACCAACAUGCACCAGGAGCGGCAUGCUUCCGGCAGUGCUGCAGCACGGCCGGCUGUGAAGGAGGAGCUGCCGGCGUUCCUGGGUCAUCAAGUGCUAGGACGCAACCGCACCGCCGCUGCCGUACCACCCGGCCCAGUAUGCUACUCCUACUAUCCCAACCGCCACAGCCACCCAUGCGGCUGUUGCCACCAAGCCGCCCGGCUCCAGCCAGCCAACCGUCACCCCACGAAAGCCCCCACCACCACCACCACCAGCUCCAUGGGGCCAGCCGCGUGGGGUGCCGCCCUCAGCCGCACCGCCGGGGGUGUGGCAGCCGCUGCCGGUAGUAAGGUAAAGAACUUUGCGGCUGCUGCUUCUGGGAAGGCGCCGGUGCGGGCUUCCGCUGCUACUAGCGCUGCGGGCGCUGCUGCGAGUCGCAGUACGGCAGUUCCCGCCCGCCAGCAAGCAACGUACAAGCAAGCGGCGGCAGCAACCUCGGCUGCUGUGGAGCGAAUUAAGAGCCUCGCCCGUGCGAGUGGGAGUGCAGGUGCGGGCGUGCUGCUGCGAUCUGGUACGCAGCAACCCCGGCAACAACGCCAGCAGCAGCAGCAGCGCUCGCGCAAGGCGUCAGGCCGCUCGCCUCCGGUUGAUCCUUCACGAAGGCCCAUUCCGUACCCUGCUCACCGUACGGUGACGAUGGCCGUACAGCCUCGUCACCAGCAACUGCCGCAACGGCGGCCGUCGCAGCAGCAGCAGCAGCAGCCGCUGCCACUGCCGGUUCUCACGCCAGUGCAGUCCCGGCGCCCUGCUGCUGCCGAGCCACCCGCCUCACUGCAGCCCCGGUCACUCUCCUUCCCCGAACCGGCUGCCGCUACUGCUGCACCUGCUGCUCCUCACCAUACUUGCCAGCUGCAGCCGGGGCCCAUGACGUCCAGGUCACGCGCCAGUGAAACCGCAGUCCCGUCGUCGCUAGCGCUACCGCCAUCUGCCAACCCCAGCGCUUUCGGCCCUGGCUCCGGCUGGCUUCCCAUGCGUCACACCAGGAGCGCAUCUUGGGCCGCGGCCGCCCGGCCGGAACCUCCGCCUGCGGCUGCUGCUGCUGCUGCUAAUGCUGCCGCGUCUGCUGUUGCAUGGCAGCAAGGAGAACGCCUAGGGCGUCGUCCUCUGCAGGCUGGCUUUGAGGUCGGUGGCAGCAACGGCUUUGGCGUUUACGCUGUUGGGAAUGAGGCCGGCUACGGAAUGCAUGAGCAGCAGCAGCGUGUAGUGGCGGAGAUGGCUCAGCUGGUGGUGCCGCAGCAGCAGGAGUUGGAUGACUCCAUGUGCUUUGGCAGCGGCGAGGUGGUCUGGGGAGACGCGCCGGACCUGAAGCCCCCGGUGGCGGGCCGCAUGCAGGGCUCGCUUGCGGGGGGGCCAACUGGCUGGGAGUGUCCGGAGCCUGCUGUUGACGUCGGGGUCAUGGCGGAGAAUGGAGCGGAGGAGCUACAGCAGCAGGAGGCAUGGCAGCAGCAGCAGCAGCAGGAGGCAUGGCAGCAGCAGCAGCAGCAGGAGGAGGCGUGGCAGCAGCAGCAGCAGGAGGCAUGGCAGCAGCAGGAGGAGGAGCACUUUGGGGUGCCAUUGGUACAUGCGUUUGAAGGGGCUGACGGCUUCCGUGCUAGCGAGCUGGCAGCAGCGGCGGCGGCUAGCGUGAAGCCGGGGCGUGUGACGUCGUCCCAUGGGUCGAGCCCUCGCGAGCUGUCCGCGACGUCUUCGCUGUUGACCUUCCAUGGCCCGCGGGACCUCCGGCCGCUGCUGGAUGACAGCCCCGAGCCGCCAAGUCCCGCCGUACACCCAUCAGCCCCCUCCAGCCGCCACAGCAGCAGCAGGCGCAGCAGCUGCAUGGGCGGCAUCGCAUGGGGAGGGCAGCUGGCGCCGGAAGAGGAGGAGGAGGAGGUGGAGGGUCCCGCUGUCGGGUUCGGCUACGGCUUUCACGCGGCAGUGCCCGCGGCCUACGAGGCUACGGCGGCGGCGGCGGCGGUGGCGGUGUGCAGUAGGGAGAACCCAGACAGUGAUGUGUUUGGGGAGCCUUGCACCCCCCGCUCUUGCCUGGCGGAUGAUGAGGGCGGUGAGGGCGCGUGUGCGGAUGGCAGUGCGGAGUACCCUGCCGCCAUGCGACCCCUGUUUUGGACGGCGCUCCCCGCACGUCACGGCGCGGACUCCCAAGGCCACCCUGGCGCCCCCGACUGGCUGGCAGCCGCUCCGCUGCACCUCUCCUGGGACGAGGCGACGCAGCAGGCCCAUGUGGCUCACCCCCACCCCCACCAGUCGCUGCUUGAGCCCCAGCAACCCCGACCGUCAUCCGAGCAGCUGCAACAGCCGUACCUAGACCCCCAACAGCCACAAGCGCAGCACAGCUUCACCAAGCACGCGUCCUGGCAUGCCACGCCGGGUCCCAUCUACGACACCCCUCUUCCCGGACGCUGCAUGUACGGCGACAACGGCGUGGCUGCCGUACAUGAGUCAGCAGCAGCUGUUGCCGCCUUUGCUGCUGCUACUGCUGCCGUACCCAGCAGCAGCGGCGGCAAUGACGCGCUCUUCGCCACUCCCUCGGCGGCGGCAAGGAGGCCGCACUGGAGGGCGAGGCGGCUUGGCUCCGCGGGAAACAACAAGAGUGCGUUCGGAGUGGGUUUCGGAGCGGAGCCAGGAGGCUUUGGCAGUCCCCUGCCGGGGUUAAAGCCAGGAGCAGCACUGGGUACGGCAGCGUUCGGCAGUCCAACUGCUGCUCCUGAUGAAGCGACUGAUGCUGCUUUUGACGGUGGUUUCGGAGCCUCGAGCCGCCGCCGCCUCCACCACCACCGCAACAGCAACAACACCAGCGGCAGCAGCAGAAGCAACAGCGAGAGGAGCGGCGGUGAGCCUCCUCUCGUUAGAGGGGGCUUCGGAGGCGUGAACCGCCCGGCUGCGGGCAGCUAUCCCCACGACGACUCACAACAACCCCACCAGCCCCCCCACGCUCCUCACUCCCCGCUCCUCCCCCUUCCGCCUGCGUCUGCCUCGCCACACCCCUCAACCAGUCCCCGCACCACCGCUGGCGCCGGCGGAUUCUUCGGGGACCGAGCUCUGGUGGUAUUCUCCUCCUGUCGUAUCUCCGACCCCUCUCCCUCUCCCUCCUCCUCCUACCGCGCUUCGCCCUGCUCCUCCCGUCCGGCCAGCGGUGGCCGUCUGCUGCCCCUGCCGGCUGCGGCCACCUCCCCCGACCUUCCCGAGCCCGCUUUCACAAAAGCUGCUGCCGCCGCCGCCGCCGCUGCUGCACACGCUUCCGAACAUGGCCGGUUGGAGGCUCGAAGCAGGCGCAACCGUUUGGCCAAGACCCAAAUCCCUCAUCAUCAUCAGCAGUCGUCGCUGCUGCUGCAGCCGCAGCACGGGGGAGGGUCCGGCGCGUCCUCUGCACGGCCCUCACCCACAGCAGCAGCAGCAGCAGCAGCUGGAGGUCCCUCUCGAGGCAGCUCCUCGGGCGGUUCCUUCCCCGCGG